This is a messenger RNA of Staurois parvus, 244 nucleotides long. Lineage: Eukaryota; Metazoa; Chordata; Amphibia; Anura; Ranidae. The record is from the annotation of a GenBank genome assembly.
UGCUAACUAUAUAUUUGUGUAUUGGUGUACAAUAGUAGGCAGGGUUGUACACAGGGGCGGACUGACAACUAAUGGGGCUCCCGGGCAAUAGGAGAUCAUGGGGCCCCUGUGUCCUUGCCCAAACUCAAAAAAGCCUUUGAAAAAGGUACCAGGGGCAUCUCAUGGGUGCCCUCUACUGACCCCGGACCCUCGGGCAGUGCCCGAGUUUCCAAAUGGUCAGUCCGCCCCUGGUUGUACAUCUACC